CGAAUUGGUGAAACAAAAUGGGGAAUAAAAAGAAACGAACCAUUGAAGUUGCAAUGAAUCAGAACCAUCAUUCUAAUGCAGCAAUCGAAAUGAAGGAUUCAGAAAUGGAAAUGAUCGAGACUAACAACCAGUUGAAUCGUCCAGUUGAAGUCAAAGAAGAGCCUCAAAUCAAGGAAGAGCCACAGUCAGUUGGUGAAUUGAUCGAUGUUCCCGUUCCGUCAUGGAAUAAUCGUGGCGUUGUACUCGUGCUUGGUGUCGAUCAAUCGAAUGGCGAAUAUGAUUUUGAUGAUAUUGAUUGCGAUGUCAAAAUCGAGGUGAAAAAAGAAGUCGAAAAAAAGAAGGAAGUAGCACCGAAGUCAAACGCUGACUCAGGCAGCAGAAGGAAAGAUGCAGAAGGAAAUCAACACGAUCUACAGCAGCCAAAACAUCAAGAUGAGGACGAUAUACUACCGCAAGUAAGUCGCCAUGGUGCAACGAAGCCAAAAGUAUGCAAAGUUGGUGAUCCGAAAAAUGUGUCGAAGAAACACAAGUGCGAUCAAUGCGAAUAUUUCACCGACCACAAAGGUCAUUUCAAUCGACAUCUAUUGAAACACACGGGCGAAAAGCCACACGGAUGCGAUUUGUGCCCGAAACGAUUUUCAACCAAACAAAAUCUUCGAAGCCACAUGAAAGUUCACGUCGAAGAGCUUCUUUUCCACUGCCAGGGCUGUUUCCAAGGAUUUAACGAGAAAGACGAGAAGACAGUGCACGAAGUAAAUUGCAAAGUCCCUCGUUACGAAUGUCACUUGUGCAAGAAAUCGUUUGGAUCAAACAACGUUUACACAAGGAUUCACAUGCGUGUGCACAGCGGCGUCAAACCAUUCGAAUGCACACAAUGUUCGAAACAAUUCGCAGAUGAGCGCAAUCUCAAUCGCCACUCGAAACUCCAUGCAGGUCCGUGCUCAGUCCGCUGCUCACACUGUCGCAUGGCAUUCUCACAUCAAGACGAAAAAAAUGCGCACUGGGAGAAGUGUGAUCGCGAUGUAUUCGAAUGCUACGUUUGUGGCAAGUCAUUUGCUUUGAACAAAUCCAAUUUGAUUCGUCAUAUGCGCACCCACUCCGGUGAAACCCCGUUCGAAUGUCAACAUUGCUCUAAACAAUUCAAAACGAAAUUCAGUCUCAAUGGGCACAUGGACUUUCACACAAAGACAUUUCCAUUCAAAUGUUUGAUUUGUCGCCGCGGCUUUUCGUUGGAAGUCAAAAGAAAGGCGCAUCAACGUAACUGCAAUCGACGGUGCUACGAGUGUCAUUUGUGCAACAAGUUCUUCCACUCCCACAACACUAACUUGAGAGGUCAUAUGCAUAUUCAUUCAGGCAAGAAGCUGUUCCAGUGCGAGCUGUGCCGCCGAACAUUCACACAAAAGUCGAAUUUGAAAUGGCACAUGAAGAACAUCCACCACAAAAAGUACUGAACCACGUUAUUCGGUUGCACGGAUUAUCUCAACGAAUAUUCAUUUGAUAUGCAUUCAUCAUCAGAUCUAAUCUCAUUUAUUGAAUCAUUUGACCAAUAAAAAGCAAAUCGAAAUUAAUUAAUCGCAAUCAUUUAAAUAUAUCUGAAUUGAUACGUUCCAACAAAUAUUGUUAAUACUUGUAAACGAUUUGGUUUUUCUUCUACUCAUUAUAAAUGCAAACAUUCAAUAAAAAUAAAACUUCAAUAAAAAAGGGAAUAUUUGCGUCAUCCGGUGUUUAUUUAUGAAAUCGUAAAAUGUUG
This is a messenger RNA of Sitodiplosis mosellana (orange wheat blossom midge), 1750 nucleotides long. Its product is annotated as zinc finger protein 664-like. Bases 18 to 1451 code for a protein of 477 amino acids. The transcript has 2 exons. NCBI's taxonomy places the organism in Eukaryota, Metazoa, Arthropoda, Insecta, Diptera, Cecidomyiidae. The record is from RefSeq and is a predicted model, not a curated record. Gene Ontology annotation, molecular function: DNA-binding transcription activator activity, RNA polymerase II-specific; RNA polymerase II cis-regulatory region sequence-specific DNA binding. Gene Ontology annotation, biological process: regulation of transcription by RNA polymerase II. Gene Ontology annotation, cellular component: nucleus.